GUUGUGGUUACCAGGGGAACGCGAGCCUGAGAAGUUGCCGCUGACUGCUUCUCGUGAUGAACGCCGGAGAAACAGCAUUACUUUUGUAAUUCACAGGUAUAUACACAUGCGUGCAACAGCUUCGCUUACGAAGGAAGUGAUGUAGAGUCAUAUAGACGCAUUUGGCAUUACCGUCCAUUCACCCCAAAGGCACGUUUGUCAGAGGAACCAAUAAGUAAUAUUCUGCAAAAUGCCUUCACCACAAGUCCUCCAGCCGGUGCUUAAGAUGAAGGUGGACGAGCUCUUUCACAACUGGUUGAGUGACCCUGCAACCCAGUCACUACUCAAAGAUUAUCUUGACCUAAUCAAAAGUGGACAACACAUUGAUCUGAGCAGUGGGGAUGCCCAGGACAAGAGGUCGUUGACCUUCAAUGAGAACAACAAUGUGGCAUCCCAGAGAAACCUGGCAGAGAAGAAGCCCACUUCCCUCAGUACCCCCUCCAGCCCCCCAUCCACCAGUACCCUGCCCUCUGGCAGUAGCAGUAAUACCAGAGUGACCGGACCCAAUGGCAGAAUACUACGGAGGUCUGUCAGCACAAAAAAGGCCCAGGUGAGGACGGAGGAGCCCGUCACCACAGCGUUGAGUGAAAGCAUUCCAAAGUUUCACUUCCCACAGGGCCGGCCCCAAGCCAACCUCAACAUUGACAGCCUCAUUUCCAAAAUUGAGAAAAUAUUUUCCCAAUUCCCAAAUGAAAGGGCCACCAUUGAGGACAUGGGGCAGGUUGCCAAGGCCUGUGAGUGCCCUUUUUACUGGAAAAUGCCAUUGUUCUGCUCGGCUGGAGGCGAUAGGACCGGCUUCGUGUCCGUUCACAAGUUCGUGGCUAUGUGGAGAAAAACUCUGCAGACCUGUCACGAUGACGCUUCUAAAUUUGUGCACCUCUUGGCCAAGCCUGGCUGUAAUUACCUGGAACAAGACGACUUUAUUCCAUUCCUGCAGGAUGUGGUGAACUCACACGCAGGCCUGGCCUUUCUAAAGGAGGCACCGGACUUUCACUCACGAUACAUCACCACGGUGAUUCAGAGGAUAUUCUACAAUGUGAACCGGUCAUGGACUGGAAAAAUAACACAUUCUGAGCUCAGGAAAAGUAACUUUCUUCAGAAUUUAGCAUUGCUGGAGCAGGAAGAGGACGUGAACCAGCUGACAGAGUUCUUCUCCUAUGAACAUUUCUACGUUAUCUACUGCAAGUUCUGGGAGCUGGACACUGACCAUGACCUCUACAUAGACCAGAAGGACCUGGGACAGCAUAAUGACCAAGCCAUCUCCCAUAAGAUGAUUGAGAGAAUUUUCUCAGGAACAGUUACAAGAGACAGGCGGGUGUAUAAGGAAGGGAGGCUAAGUUAUGCUGAUUUUGUCUGGUUCCUCAUGUCUGAGGAGGACAAGAAGACCGACACCAGUAUAGAGUACUGGUUCCGCUGUAUGGACCUGGAUGGGGAUGGGGUGCUCAGCAUGUACGAGCUUGAGUACUUCUACGAGGAGCAGUGUCAGAAGCUGGAGACCAUGGCUAUUGAGCCUCUUCCCUUUGAGGACUGCCUCUGCCAAAUGCUUGACCUUGUCAAGCCCGAGGUUGAAGGUAAGAUCACUCUGCGGGACCUUAAAAGGUGCAAGUUGUCCCACAUCUUCUUCGACACUUUCUUCAACAUUGAGAAGUACCUGGACCACGAGCAGAGGGACCCAUUCUCUGUGAUAAGGGAGGUGGAGACGGACGGCCAGGAGGUCUCAGACUGGGAGAAAUAUGCUGCAGAGGAGUACGACAUCCUGGUAGCUGAGGAGGCUGCCAGCGAUCAGUGCAACGAUGUGUAUGAAAAUCCUUUGAGCCCUUUAGGGCAGCACAUCUCCAGUGAGCUGGGUCUGACAAAGAGACACUUCUUUGAGAUCCCUAGUCCACACUGCAACCUGGACCUGGAUGAAUAUGAAUAUGAAGAUGACUUUGAAUGACCCUCGAUCCUGCAUCACAAGCCUGCUGAGCGCUGUGCGCUCCCAGACACAGAGCUCGACCAGCAGCGUUAGUCGAUGAGUCGCAUCAAGUCAGAGACUCACAAGUUCAGGCCCGGUUCACAUCAUGCGUAACAGGACAAAUAAACAAUAAAUAAACAGGGAGUGAAUGCAAAACCAGAACACUGGUGUUGUCAGAUGUGCUAUAGAAAUGUACACAGUGUCACCCUCGGACUAACAGGAAAUGUGAAGUGGUCUGAUGGUUGGUGGUUUUUCACAAUACUGUAUGUUUUAAUGUUUUCACCUGCCACACUUAAAGAAGUCACCAAAGCUGACUUUAUGAUGUCACAAGCACCACGUUUGCGCCAUCCCCACUUGUUAAAGGUAAAAGUUUUGCAUGUAAUGCUUUGUACAAAUAAUGUUUGGGGCGAGUGUUAUUUCAUCUGUUCAUCAGUACUGUGUAAUCACAUUCUUCACACUGGAGCUCCCUGGAUUGUCGGACAGAAACCAUGUUGAUUUUAUUCAGGUUUUGAACUAAUUAUCAUCUGAAGUCAUUGGCUAAUACAUUCCAGUGAUCACAACUGAGGAUUUUCUAUAAAAUUGUAAAUUCAUUAAUGGUUGUUUAAAUGACAAGUUACUUUAAAUGCCAAACAAGCCACCGUUGAGCCUGCUGUACACACACACACAUACACACACACACACAGUUCAGACUGCCACACAGUGUAUAUUGUACAGGUCGGUAUUCAUUGUGACUUAGAUUUAAUGUAUGUGUGAGAUGGGGUUAUAAAUUAUUAGAGAUGAAUUUAUAAAUAACUGUAAAUAUUUAUUUGGUGCUUGCUGUGUUGUAAAUGAUUUGGGCAAGUGUUUUAGAGAAAUUCUUUUUUCUAUGUUAUAAAGUACCUAAUUUGAAUGUACUUUGACAGAACAAAAGGAACCAAUUUUUAAAUGUUUUGCUUUUCUUUAAAUUAAUAAUAAAGCCUUGUUUAAUGGAAGAGUAAAGAAAA
This is a messenger RNA of Dicentrarchus labrax (European seabass), 2976 nucleotides long. RefSeq names its product protein phosphatase 2, regulatory subunit B'', beta (gene ppp2r3b). The record is from RefSeq and is a predicted model, not a curated record. Gene Ontology annotation, biological process: protein dephosphorylation. NCBI's taxonomy places the organism in Eukaryota, Metazoa, Chordata, Actinopteri, Moronidae. The transcript has 14 exons. Gene Ontology annotation, cellular component: protein phosphatase type 2A complex. Gene Ontology annotation, molecular function: calcium ion binding; protein phosphatase regulator activity. Bases 230 to 1975 code for a protein of 581 amino acids.